AGUGCCGUGGGCGACAGGACUGGCGCGCCGCGUGGGGACUGCUUGGGCAGUUUGGUGCCCGGGUAGCGGCGACUGUGAGAGUGACCGGCGCGGGCACCUGAGUUCGGCGCGGAGAUGCUGACUCCCGCGUUCGACCUCAGCCAGGACGCCGACUUCCUGACUGUCGCCAUCCGCGUGCCUUACGCCCGGGUCUCCGAGUUCGACGUUUACUUCGAGGGGGUCGAUUUCAAAUUCUACGCCAAGCCGUACUUUCUCAGAUUAACCCUCCCUGGAAGAAUUGUGGAAAAUGGAAAUGAGCAAGGAUCCUAUGAUGCAGAUAAAGGGAUCUUUACCAUUCGACUGCCCAAAGAAACUCCUGGCCAGCAUUUUGAGGGACUGAACAUGUUAACUGCUCUUCUGGCACCAAGGAAAUCCAGAACUGCAAAACCACUUGUGGAAGAAGUAGGUGCUUCUGAGGUUUCUGAGGAAGGUGUUGAAGAUGAUGAUGAAGAAUUUGAUUGGGAAAUUGAACAGUCACCCUACGAAGAGGUAUCCGAAAGUGCCCUGAAUCUACAGUGUCACUAUGGAUUCGGAAACUUACGUUCAGGAGUAUUUCAGAGGUUACAGGAUGAAUUGAGUGAUGUUAUCGAUAUUAAGGAUCCAGAUUUCACUCCUGCUGCUGAGCGAAGGCAAAAACGCUUGUCUGCUGAGCUGGCCAAAUUUGAUUCUGAUCAUUAUCUAGCUGACUUUUUUGAGACUGAGGCGAUUGAACAGGUUUUGAAGUAUAAUCCUUGGUGGACUGAUAUAUAUUCAAAAAUGACAGCGUCUUUGGGAAAGAACCAGAAGCAAGAAAAUUGUGCUGCGUUGGUGUCUUUUUCUGAAGAAGACAAGUAUCAACUACGGAAAUUUGUCAAUAAAUCUUAUCUGUUGGACAAGACAGCCAUUCGCCAGGUGUACUUCAGUUUGAUUGACAUCCUUCUGGCAUAUUGCUAUGAAACUCGUGUCACCGAAGGAGAGAAGAAUGUUGAAUCUGCCUGGAAUAUCAGAAAACUGAGUCCGACACUGUGCUGGUUUGAGACCUGGACUAAUGUUCAUGAAAUCCUGGUAUCUUUUGGAAGAAGAGUUUUGUGCUAUCCACUUUAUCGCCAUUUUAAGCUGGUGAUAAAAGCCUACGGAGACACUAUAAAGAUAUUACAACUAGGUAGAAGUGCAGUUUUAAAGUGUCUACUGGAUAUUCACAAAAUUUUUCAGGAAAAUGACCCUGCUUACAUUUUAAAUGAUCUCUACAUUUCAGACUACUGUGUGUGGAUUCAGAAAACCAAAUCCAAAAAGUUGGCAGCUCUUGCUGAAGCCUUAAAGAAAGUAUCUCUGACAAAGGCCCAGCUGGGAUUAGAACUAGAAGAACUGGAAGCAGCAGCACUUCUUGUCCAGCAGGAAGAAACUGCAUUAAAAGCAACCCAUUCUGUUCCCAGGCAGCCAACAUCUACCUCCAGUUCUGAGGCAAGUGAUUCUGAAGAAACAGACAGCACUGAAUCAUCUGAGGCCCAAGUUUCAGAUUCAGAACAAGAGGAGCUCGAAAAUACUGAAUCUAAGACAGUAAAUUCCUUUCCAGGUCCGUUUGUUGAGGAAAACAGUGUCCUACUUAUUGAUGCUGGUGGGGGAGGCAGAAACCCAGCCCUCCUGAGGUCUGAUGUCACUCAGGGAAAGCCAGGCACGCCUUCUUCGGCUCUUCCCAGGGCUAAGCCUCUGAUAGAGGAGCUUGGAGAACAACUGCAAACUAACGUUCGGAUUUCCGACACUGCGCCUGGAAACUGCAGCAGUGUCCAGGACAAAAACGACAGGCAGACACCAAGCGAUUGCUAGCGAUUUUACUCAUUGUUGAGAAUUAUGUGAGGUUUGGUUUUUAUUGACUGAAUUAGAAUUCAUUUUCACAUUAUAUUUUUCGUUAUAAGGGUAUUCAAUAUUGCUUUUCAAUGAACUAAUGUUUAUACCUGUUGAGUUCCUUGUUGCAGUUUUAAAAAUAAACUGUAACGUUUUUACUGAAGUGUAAUAAAUAUUUGAUGAUGAAGAUAACAGUUCUGCCCAAAUCUAUAGACUAUUGUGCCCAUUGAUAUAGUUUAUAGUUUUACUGAGGUAUACCUAACAUAUAAAUACAUGUAUUUAAAGUGUACAAUAUGGUAAGUGUUGACAAACCUGUAUGUAUAUAUACCAAAGGAAGCCAUCACUUAACAAUUAACAUGCUAUACUUAACUAUCAUGUCCAGUGUCCUCAUGCCCCUUUGUAACCCUCCACUUUACCCUACCUCCCCGGCAAGCAUCUGUCUGCCUUCCAUUACUAUACAUUGGUUUGCAUUUCCUAAUUUAGUGUAAAUUGGAUAAUGUAAGAUGUACUCUUUUUUUUAAUCUAAUUUCAGGCUUAUUUCACUCAGUGUAACUAUUUUGAGAUUCAUCAGUGUGAUAACAUGGAUCUGUUUUUUCUCUCCAUUGCUGAGUAGUGUUUCAUUGAAUAGAUUUAUCCAUUCACUUAUGGAUGGACAUUUGGGUUGUAACCAGGUUUUCUGACUGUUGGAAAUAAACAUUGU
Messenger RNA from Talpa occidentalis (Iberian mole), 2560 nucleotides. It is a transcript of the gene SHQ1, whose product is annotated as SHQ1, H/ACA ribonucleoprotein assembly factor. Gene Ontology annotation, cellular component: cytoplasm; nucleoplasm. The record is from RefSeq and is a predicted model, not a curated record. Gene Ontology annotation, biological process: box H/ACA snoRNP assembly. Bases 115 to 1842 code for a protein of 575 amino acids. Lineage: Eukaryota; Metazoa; Chordata; Mammalia; Eulipotyphla; Talpidae. The transcript is spliced from 11 exons.